Molecule: messenger RNA, 1828 nt
Organism: Neltuma alba
Lineage: Eukaryota; Viridiplantae; Streptophyta; Magnoliopsida; Fabales; Fabaceae
Product: carbon catabolite repressor protein 4 homolog 3
Exons: 13
Coding region: 71-1447 (458 amino acids)
Molecular function (GO): 3'-5'-RNA exonuclease activity
Source: RefSeq, a predicted model, not a curated record
CUGGAUAACAGAGAGUGGCGCUAAACCUGGUUAGCUGUAACCUCUAUCCGCUUUUAUCAAUUCGUUUUUCAUGGUGAUGAUGACCUCUCGCGAUUGCUCUUCAUGGCUUAGUGUUCGCUCUCCCACCGCUACCUCAGUUUCCCUCAAGCGCCAUUCCUCUCUCUUCUCCGUCUCCUGUAAGAAGGUGACCGUUUUCCCAAGUUGCUCCAGUGGUUCCACUGAUUCAUCUUCAUCUUCAUCACCAUCUACUCGCUCUUACACUCGACGAUGGUAUAAUCCUCUAAGACGGAGAAAUUUCGAGCCGGCUCCUGAAAUUGAACGCCAUUGGGUUGAAGCCGAUCAUGAAGCACUAGCAUCUACCGAAAGAUUCACCGUGGUAUCUUAUAACGUACUGGCGGAUAGAAAUGCUUAUGAGCACAGAGAUUUAUACUCAAAUGUUCCUUCUCAGUACCUGAAGUGGAAUCAUCGUAAGAGAGUUAUUUGUAAAGAACUCUUUGCUUUGGACCCAGAUAUUAUAUGUUUACAAGAGGUUGACAGGUAUUGGGAGAUCUCAAACACUUUGGUUAAAGCAGGAUAUAUAGGAUCUUAUAAGAGGCGUACUGGAGACACAAUUGAUGGUUGCGCUUUGUUUUGGAAAGCUGACAAGUUUCGGUUAUUGGAAGGAGAGAGUAUUGAAUUUAAGGGCAUUGGUCUCCGUGAUAAUGUUGCUCAGCUUUCAGUUUUUGAGAUGCGUAAAUCUGACUCGAGAAGACUACUAGUCGGUAACAUCCAUGUGCUUUAUAACCCAAGCAGAGGAGAAGUUAAACUAGGCCAAGUUCGUUCACUCUUGUCAAGAGCACAGACGCUUUCAGAAAAAUGGGGAAAUGUUCCUGUUGUGCUUGCGGGUGAUUUUAAUAGUACUCCUCAGAGUGGUAUAUACAAGUUCUUGACAUCGUCUGAGUUAAAUAUCAUGUUAUAUGACAGAAGGGAAUUAUCUGGACAGAAGAACUGUCAUCCUGCUCAAGUCUUAGGCUAUAAAAAAGAGGCAGUCAAUCCAUUUAUCUUAAUUGAUAGAUUGUUUCAAAACUGGACAGAUGAGGAGGUAAUAACUGCAACAGGAAGUUCUGAGCGUCACUUCGUUGUGCACCCAUUCAAACUUAACAGUUCUUAUGCCAAGGUUAAGGGUUCAGCAAGUACUCGGGGAUUCAAUGGUGAACCCUUGGCAACUUCCUACCACUCAAAGUUUCUUGGCACUGUUGAUUACUUAUGGUACUCUGACAGCAUCAUACCAACAAAAGUUUUGGAUACUGUUCCAAUUAAUAUUCUCCGGAGGACAGGUGGCCUUCCCUGCAAGGGGGUGGGAAGUGAUCACUUGCCUUUGGUUUCGGAAUUUGCCUUCUCACUUACCACCAAUGCAACUACCGAACUAGAUGCAGAGGCAGCAUCUUCUCCUGCAGUAGAGAAUUAAAGAACACAACAACCUGUUGUCAGAAAUCAGCUGAGUGUUUGUGUUUCGAAACAAUAUUUGAUUUUAAAUUUUACUUGGGUUCGCCUGGACUAUUGGGAAACAGCAUGAUAAGCUUGGUAGUGCAGAGGAAUACAGUAAGGAAAACGCCUCCUUAAAAUUUCUUAGGUAUUUAUUAUUAAGUUUUUCAGUAAAAACAUAGUAUGCGAAAUAAUUUUUUUUCUUUAAAGACUCAAUCAUAUGGAGUUGUUAAAGAUAUCUAAAUAGCUAGUUUUCGUUUAAGAAUUAGAACUUGACAGUAAAUUGUCACAAAUUAUGCUGAAGUUUGUAUAUGUUAUGAUCAAGGUAUCGAUUGCCAUGUUUUAUCGUUCUGUCUUUCAAAAA